AUGGGCAGGGACCUUCAGAAAAAGAAGAACCGCUCGGGGAAGCAGGGCAUCAAGAUAAAGCCCAGGAAGAAGAGAAUCCUCAACCCCCUCGGAAACAGCAUCAUCGCUAAGAACUGCCCCCACCGGCGGUUCCGAGAUCUCCCUCGCGCAGGCUACCCUCCUCCGCGAAGCCGCCCUCGCCACCACCUCGAGCCUCGAAGCGCCCCGCGCCACCGCCGCCGCCAUUCGCAAGGCCAGAGCCCCGAACCCCUCGCCAUCUCGACGAUCGAGGGCGCCGUCAUCAGCGAGACGAGGGUGGAGCGCGAUGCCACGGGCAGGAUUAUCCGCGUCAUCGGGUCCACGACGAAGCCGAAUCCGCUUAGGGACCAGCUGAACCAGUUCGACGAAGACGAGGAGGAGGAAGAGGAUGAGGAUGAGGAAGAGGACGAAGAGGACGAAGAGGAAUGGGGUGGAAUCGACGAGGGCGUUCCCGCGUCCACCGGCAUCGUGAGGCAGCUCGAGGAGCUCGCCGCGCAACCCGUCAUCAAAAGCCUAGAUACCAAAGUGAGAGGGAACGAGAGUGGAUCACGAGGCUAG
Messenger RNA from Parascedosporium putredinis, 576 nucleotides. NCBI's taxonomy places the organism in Eukaryota, Fungi, Ascomycota, Sordariomycetes, Microascales, Microascaceae. The record is from the annotation of a GenBank genome assembly.